Molecule: messenger RNA, 1168 nt
Organism: Melopsittacus undulatus (budgerigar)
Lineage: Eukaryota; Metazoa; Chordata; Aves; Psittaciformes; Psittaculidae
Gene: TMEM40
Product: transmembrane protein 40
Exons: 14
Coding region: 121-984 (287 amino acids)
Source: RefSeq, a predicted model, not a curated record
GCUGGCUCCCACACCUUCCUGCCCCAGGAUCCUGAACCACCACAUGGCCUUGCAGAGCUUUCCAAGGACUACAGAGAGGAGCACACAGUGCAUAAGGAGAAAUACAAACCAGGCACAGCAAUGGAGAACUUGAAUGCCCUACUCCCAGACCUUACUGAAGAGCAGCAAGACAUUUUCCGGAGGGCUUUUACUGCUGAUGCCAGUUACUUGCAGAAUCAUGAGAAAAUAAACAAGUCCUUCUGGGAAUCACUUGUGAAAUGUUUAGCCACUAUCGACCCACCUGUCCUGGGUACUGAAGACAAGAAUCUCGUCAACAACUACAAUGUCCCACCUGCAGGCUGUGCAGCCUGCCUGAGAGCCAUAGAGGAGGAAGGAGUGAGGGCCAUUGCUGUUCUCUACCUCUUGCUGAAGACAAGGAACCCAUCUGGAUAUAGGCAGCUGCCCAGCUCCAGCGGAAAGGAUGAAAAACUGAAACUCCUGGAGAGAUUAGAAAGAAAUCUUGUGCAUUCACAAGGGGAUAAAAAGGCUGAAAACUCAUCCCAGGAGUCCACAGAUGAAGAUACACAAGACAGUGAUGGGGAAGAUUUAGGAAGACAGAAGACUGAAGGCCAGUUACUUGGAGGUGUACCAGCGGAGGUCGUUCCCUACACAGAUUCAGAGAUUACCAGAAGAGAAGAUUCAAUUGCAGAUGCAUAUGACGAGAACACUCGCCUCCAUCAGUGGACAGUUCGAUGGAUGGGUAUACGGAAGGAUGAUGAAUUUUUUCAUUUUGUAAUUCUUUGCUUUGCAAUUGGGGCUUUACUAAUUUGCUACUACUACUACAAAGAUUGGACUAUUUCUCUUGGAACUGGUUUGGUCACCUUUGCUUCCUUGGAAACCACUGGGAUCUACUUUGGUCUAGUGUACCGAAUUCGGAGUGUACUUAACAGCUUUGUUCCUCUGAUUGACCAAUUCAGGCUAACAGGUAUGAGGAAGGCUGACUAGAGGAGUAUUUCAAGAGAGUUCCACAGAACCCUGAUGUCAGAAUUUCUAGUAUUAAAAGAGCUGCUUUAUGAGGUGAACACAGAAACCUAAUGGCUAAUGUGAAAUAAUGAAAUGUUAAGCUAUAGGAAGACGUAAUUCCUUCCCCACAAAAAUAAAGCUGAAACUUCAGUACAGGGUCCUACUC